AUGACUCGCACCACCACAUUCCUCCUGGUAUGCCUGGUGGGCUUAAUUCUCUUCGCCUCACCAGCGGCAGCAUUUGGAGCGGGUAAUAUUGCCUCGAUCUCGAAGAUCGAAGGCCACAAUUGGUAUAACAUCUCCGAGAGAAGAUCAGGGAAACGGUGCUAACGAGCUGUCAGGCGGCAUGGAGACAUCGAGGAUCUCCUCGAGACAGUCGCCUUCAUACAUGGCCAUAAAUGGACUAGCAUGAUGAUCAAGAGAGCCUACUUCGGGAACUGGCUGCGAGACUACUCCCAGGCUGUCGACGUCGGCACCCUCAAAGGUGUCCCCGCAGAUACCAUUCGUGUGCUUGUCUGGGUACUGGGUGAGGAUACUUACUCUCGGCCCGGAUUCUUUCAUCUCCUGUGCUAACUACUUUUAGCCUUCAUGUCAUUUGGCUACGCCACCGUGGAAUUCGAGGUUACCUCCGAGCGCCUGGGCGUAUACAGGCCCGAGGAACACAUUGACAACCCCAAGGACUAUGCCGACAAUGCCGAUGCCCGACAGUUCGACCAGAGGCUACGUGGCCCAGUCCAACCAAUCGAGCUACAGAUCGAUCCGAACACGGGAAUGAAGAACUACAUCGCCAACGAAAAGCUGCAGAUUGCAACAUCCUUGGGAUACAUCAGAUGGAGCUUCGCCAGGAGCAUCCAUUUCGGUCGAUGCUACACCCGCGGUGUCAACAAGGGCCGCGAAGAAGAUUUGUGUGAAGCUUUGCGUUGUCUGGGCCAAGGACUGCACUGCGCGGAGGACUUCGGUGCACAUACCAACUAUACCGAGCUGGCUUUACGCGAAAUGGGCUUCCACAACGUUUUCCCACACGUCGGUACAAAUACUAUGAUCAACUUACGGGGCAAACAGGUCUACCCGCUGGUUACUGGUACCUUUGGAGGAGUGGACUUCUUGCAUAGCGUUCUGGGCGAGGCAACAGAUCAUGUCACGCAGACUGAGGUCAACCAGACGGAGGUGGACCAGCUCAAUGCCGCCCUCUCACAGGCCGAAUCUGGUGGAAAGCGAGGAGGAGGCGACAGCAGUGGGAACGGCUUGGGCGGGCUCACCUCUCUGCUCGCAAACAUUCCAGGCACAGGUUCUCUGGUUCAAGAAGCACAGGGCUUGCAGGCAUCGGCUGAUGCAGAGGCUGCGCACAAUGCUCAGCAAGGCUAUCCCGGCACCCGUGGUAUGGACGAAUCCUAUGCGCCGUAUGGUCAGGAGUAUGGAAGCCGCGCGGCCGCGCCAGGACAGCCUGCAGCUCCUCAACAGACACCCCAAUUCCCAGCUCCCCCAAAAGUCGAUCCUGCGGCUGUCAUCAAGAAAAUCUAUCCCAUCCUCGCCUUCCGCGACAAAGUCGUCCGCCAGAUCUCCGCGAUCGUGUCCAAAAUUCCCGGCCUGGAGAAGAUGAUCGACACCAUCACAGAGAAAGUGACACUCUUCGUCAUGGGUCUCCUAGCACCGUUCAUCAAGCCAGUCAUUGCAUCCGCGAGCAACGCACUAAAGCAAGGCUCUGGCACUGUCGUCAACUCUUCGGCUCAACAACAAUACGUUGUCUGGUCUGACCCCACCUCGUCUGAUCCAACACAUUCCAUGCUCUCCAAGGACCACUUCUCCAACAUUCUCAAUGAGCCUGCUGGAGAGAUGGCCGCCUGUAUUCUACAAUAUGUGGCGCCACGUGUGAUAUACGGAUGGGAGCACCCAGAAGUACCUGAGCAUGAGAUCUUAGACGAUGUUGCUCGCGUCUUCCACCACCCUGCUGCGAGGGAUCAUAAUAUUGAGAUCCAGCAGAAGAUGUUUGCGGUCGUUGAAAAGUGGGUCAAUCAGCGAUCCGAUCGAGGUAAGUCAUCCCCCGAGAGACUGACCUCUCAGAUGGAAGUCAAGAUCCCUGAUCCCUCCGCGCAAUUGCAAGACUGACUCUAUCAAUAGGUCAGGGGCUCAAUGAUAUCCUUUCUUCCGAGUCUGUGAGAGCUGGCAAGAACCACCAGGUGCAAAACCUUCAACAGGCAUUCUCGGAGACUCAGCAAUUUGCCCAGCAGCACGGAAUCGGGGUCGGCUCGGGGACGUCCUCGCAUAGCGCCACCGCUGGUGGUGUAUUCGAUAUGCUGAAUCGCCGUCGCGACUUGGGUGAACAAUACGUACCCGAGGGAACUUACUCCUCUUAUCCUUCUGCGCCGGCCACAUACGAUCAGGCCAGCGCCAGCUACCCGAGCGCCUACCAACAGGGCUACGAAGCGCCAUACCAACACCCAUCUCGAGGUGGAUACGGUCACGGUCAGCAGGGCUAUCAAGGAGGCUAUCAAGGGUAUGGAGGCGGAAGCGGAUUCGGAGGCUACUAG
Lecanosticta acicola is the source of this 2360-nucleotide messenger RNA. The record is from the annotation of a GenBank genome assembly. Lineage: Eukaryota; Fungi; Ascomycota; Dothideomycetes; Mycosphaerellales; Mycosphaerellaceae.